Molecule: messenger RNA, 2922 nt
Organism: Trichosurus vulpecula (common brushtail)
Lineage: Eukaryota; Metazoa; Chordata; Mammalia; Diprotodontia; Phalangeridae
Product: protocadherin-8-like
Exons: 4
Coding region: 1-2922 (973 amino acids)
Biological process (GO): homophilic cell-cell adhesion
Cellular component (GO): plasma membrane
Molecular function (GO): calcium ion binding
Source: RefSeq, a predicted model, not a curated record
AUGUCUCACAGGAAACUCAGGUUUCCCACUGUAGUUCUAUGCAGGCGUAGACUAAGCUCUGUGUGGCUGCUAUGGCUCCUGAUUGCUAGAUUUCGCACAGAAACAGUAAAUUACCACAUCUAUGAGGAAGAGACCCCGGGGACAGUCAUUGGUGUCCUCUCUGAACACGUUAUGUUUGAUUCACCUGGUAAGGUUCCUAGAAAUUUCCGCCUGAUGAAGCAGUUUAACAGCUCUCUGAUCCGGGUGAGUGCGACUGAAGGACAGCUGACCGUCGGGGAGAGCGGCAUUGACCGAGAGCUGCUUUGCCAGCAGUCUCCGCAGUGCAUCCUGGCUUUCGACGUGGUCAGCUUCUCUCAGUUAAUACAUGUGGAAGUGGAGGUGAGAGACAUCAAUGACCACUCGCCACGCUUCCCGGCCUCCGAGAUCCUUGUGCAGGUGUCCGAGAGCGUAGCUGUGGGCACCCACAUCUCCUUGGAAGUGGCCGUGGACGAGGACGUGGGUUGCAAUGCCCUCCAGAGCCUGCGUUUAGUCGAGCCACACAACUCCUUUCUAGUGGAGCUGCACACUCGAACUGAUGGCGCCAAAUACGCUGACCUGGUGCUUCUGCAGGAGCUGGACCGAGAGAGCCAGGCUACCUACAGCCUAGAGGUGGUGGCCCAGGACGGUGGAAAUCCCCCGCGCUCCGCCACAGCCACCCUUAACGUUCGGGUGCUCGAUGCCAAUGACCACAGCCCAGCCUUCCCACACGGCUCUGUCACCGAGGUGGAGCUGGCGGAGGACGCUCCCGAGGGCUCCCUGCUACUCGACCUCAAUACGACAGACCCAGACGAAGGCCCCAACGGUGAUGUAGUGUUCUCCUUCUGUGGCCGAACCUCGUCUCAGGCGCAGCUCCCUUUCCGCUUGGACCCGCGCUCAGGCCGCCUGACUCUGGCUGGUCCCGUGGACUAUGAACAGAAGGACAUCUACGAGCUGGACGUGAGGGCUCAGGACCAAGGCCCAGGGCCUCGGGCGUCCACUUGCAAGGUCAUCGUGCGCAUCCGGGACGUGAACGACAACGCGCCGGACAUAACCAUCACCCCACUGGCAGUGGCCAUGGCCGCCGCCUCCGAUUCCUUCAGCUCCUUCGCUGCCCCUCUCUCGGCCUCCUCCGCAGGGCCGGGAGGCCUAGAGCCUGGAGUGGCCUCGCUGAUCCCGGAGGGGGCAGCUCAAGAUAGUCUCGUGGCUCUGGUCAGCACCUCGGACAGGGAUUCGGGCUCCAAUGGACAGGUGCGUUGCGCCCUCUAUGGACACGAGCACUUCCGACUGCAGCCGGCCUACGCGGGCAGCUACCUAGUGGUGACUGCGGCGCCCCUGGACCGAGAGCGCAUCGCCGAGUACAACCUGACCCUGGUGGCCGAGGACCGCGGCUCCCCUCCGUUGCGCACUGUGAAGCCCUACACGGUGCGCGUGGGAGACGAGAACGACAACGCUCCGCUCUUCGCGCUUCCCGUCUACGAAGUGUCGGUGACCGAGAACAACCCUCCGGGGGCCUACCUUACCACAGUGGUUGCCCGGGACCCAGACUUAGGCCCUAACGGCAAGGUGACCUAUCGACUGUUAGAGGCCGAAGUAGGUCGGGGCGGGGGCCUGGUCUCCACCUACGUCUCGGUGGACUCAGACACUGGGGUACUGAGGGCGCGGAGGCGCUUUGACCGCGAGGCGCUGACUGGGCUGGAGGUGGGUCUGGAGGCGCACGACUGUGGCUCUCCAGCCCGGUGGGGCCGAACCGUGGUGCGGCUGGUGGUGGAGGACCAGAACGACCACGCUCCCGAGGUGACUUCCCCACUGCUUUCCAAUGGUUCGGCUCGCGUGCCGCUGCCCCGCGGGGCACCUCCAGGUUUCCUGGUCACCCAGGUGUGGGCCCGCGACGAGGACGAGGGUCCCAACGCAGAGCUGACUUACAUGCUCACCUACAGCGACGGCGGCCCCGGGCUACUGGCGCUGCACCCGCACACCGGCGAGCUGUCACUGCGGCGGCAGUUGUCACCUUGGCCCAUCGACCCUCUCACCGUGGUGGUCACAGUGAGGGACAGCGGGCGGCCGUCCCUCUCCUGCACAGCCACCCUGUCCUUGGUCCCCGCGCCGGCCUCUCCCCCUGGCGGAAAUGUGAUGUUGGUGCCACCUCCACCCCUGCCACUGCCCUCUCGAGAGGAGCAGGCUGGAGCGCAGCAGGGGCGACUGCAGAGGGGUUCCGGAUGGAGUCCUGACCUCUCCACUAUCUUCAUUGGGGUGCUGGCCGGUGGCUGCGGGCUGCUACUCGUGGCCAUCGUCACCGUGGCCUCGUCGUGCCAGGGUAAGGGCCUGGUCGGCAGGAAGGCGUUUUUCAAGUGCGGCACGAGAUCAGGACUGGCCAGCGAAGACAGCUGGACAUCCGGCAGCCGGAGGUCUCCUGGAGGGUCGGAUAGUAAUGGCUUUGAGAGCCUCGAAGAGUCCUACCGUCUUUCUGUCACAGAUGAAGUUGAGGAGGAGGAGGAAGAGGAUACUUUCAGCACCCCUCAUUCGAGGGACAGCGGGGUUUCCCUUUCUCCCUCAUCUCGAGAGAGGAAUGAGACUCCCAAGUCCAAGGGUUCAAUCUCAGCUCCUUUUCAUUCCACAUCUCUGUGGCAAGAGGAUAAAUCUGCUUCAAGUUUAGGUACCCAUUCAAGACCAGAUGAAUCCAGUGUGAAGGACAGUGGGAAAGGAGACAGUGAAUGUAAUGAUAGUGAUUCUGAUAUUAGUGGAGAAGGGGUCAAGAAAACAUCCCUUCAGAUGCCUGAAAAGCAAGUUGCACUGAACUUUGAAAUCAGACAGCGAGCCGAAUGCAGGUUUACCGUGUUUGCUGAGAGGGGACCGCUGGGGGAUGCCGACUCUGGUCCAGCCACAGCACUGGAUAAACACAUUUAG